Molecule: messenger RNA, 1260 nt
Organism: Fragaria vesca subsp. vesca
Lineage: Eukaryota; Viridiplantae; Streptophyta; Magnoliopsida; Rosales; Rosaceae
Exons: 2
Coding region: 1-1260 (419 amino acids)
Source: RefSeq, a predicted model, not a curated record
AUGGUGAAAACCAAGAGAACCCACAAGUACAAGCAGAGUAGAAGGACAGAGUUGACUGACCUCCCCCGGGAAAUCCUCGUCAACAUCCUUAAAAGACUGCAUCUCAGGCCACUUUGUCACCUCGAAUGUGACUCCAAGUAUUGGUUUCAAAAAAUCGACUGUUCUACCAAGUCAAUCAGCCUCGCGUCCAAGACACUGUCAAAUGUUGCCACACAAGCUGUUGCGGAAACACCUCUACUUAUGCGUCUUGUUCGACGUACCAUACCAAGAAUGAACGAGGAUUUACCGAUUACAAUAACAGCCUUGGAAUUACUGAGAUGCGACGGCAGAUCAGGUACAAUUAAGGCCUCGGAGAUUUUGUCCAUGUCAGACGAGUAUCAUUACAAUGUUCAUUUUGUUUUCAACAACUUGUUUUGCUUCAAGCACGUACAUGAUGAUAAACCUUGCUUCUUGAUCAACCCCCUUAGGGGAGAAGUUCUAAGGCUCCCAAUGAUGACUACCCUCGAAGCCGAAGGUAUAAAAGGUGGAAAGAUUUCCAAAGUAGUCUAUGGCAUGGGAUUUAAUAAGAUAACUGGCAUUCACAAGAUUAUUCGCGACGAUGAUGACAAGAAUCAUGAUGAUGAUGAUAAAGUACGCAUGGUAGCUGAGGUGCUGGUAUUAGGGACAAGCUUGUGGCGAGAGGUACCAUAUGUGCUUCCGUAUUGGAACCUUCAUUGCAUGAACAAUGUGUGCGCCCAUGGAGACAUGCAUUGGUUGUGCAGUGGUUUCAAGGGAAAGGGGGUUGAAGAAAUAUGCGAUAUAAAUCCCAAAGAAGGAAUAUGCAUCCUAGUUUCAUUUGACUUCACAAAAGAAGAGUUCAACUUGACUCCCCUUCCCAUAUUACACAGCUCGGAUAUGUGCUUACACUUGAUUACUUUGCGGGGAUCUAUUGCUCUUGUGGAUACUUCAUCAAGUAAGAAAAUUGAUAUAUGGGUAAUGAAAGAUUACAACAGAAAGCAGUGGACACUAGAUUACACAAUCAAUACACUUGAAUCAGGUCUUCCGUUUGUUCACUAUGUUGUUUGUGAAUGGGAGCAUGGCAUAUUUUUUACACAAGAAUCGGGCGACGCAUCAUUCUUUUUUUAUUUGAGACGUGUUACACGCGCAAGUACUGGAACUGGGUUUCAGCACUGGAUGCGAGUCUUUAGUAUGAAAGGUUGCUUAAUUUCCCUUAAAGAUUCUGGGAAUUUGGUUGAAACAUUAGUUUUGAGGAAGUUCUAA